CUGCUGACAGCUGUUGCAGUAGUUUCAGUUGUCAACUGGCUUCAGUCCCUCUCGCAGUAGUUUCCUGUCAGUCUUUGAAAGCAGUUAUUAUUGAAACUAUCAUUAGUUUCUAUUUGACCACCACAACGUAGCAACUUUUCAUCUCAAUGGACACUGUACAGACUGUGAUGUCUGGAUUUUCUCCGGACCUGGGACCACUGAAAGAACCACUUGGAUUCAUUCGUGUGCUAGAAUGGGUUUUUGCCAUUUUUGCCUUUGCCACCACUGGAGGUUACUCUGGGACAAGUAACUUGACAGUCAAGUGUCCUGGAUCUGAGGACACCACGUCGGUGUCGCCUGUUUUUGGAUACCCAUUCAGGUUGUCUGCUAACCCUUACAAGAUUCCUUCAUGUGACGGCAGUCCUUCCAAUCAGACCUACCUACAGGGCAACUUCUCUUCCUCUGCAGAGUUCUUUGUGUGUGUGGGCGUGUUUGGCUUCCUGUAUUGCACUGCCACACUCAUUCUGUACUUGGGCUACCAGAAUGUCUAUCGCCAGACCACUCGCGGCCCUAUCAUAGAUUUGGUGCUGACCGCUGCCUUCGCCUUCCUGUGGCUUGUGUCCUCUUCAGCCUGGGGCAAAGGCCUGACUGAUGUCAAAUGGGCCACCAACCCUGAACACCUCGUGGAGGAGGAUUGUAAAUUCUGCCACCCAGGAGAGUUUCCCUCCAUGGGACGCCUAAAUGCCUCAGUGAUUUUUGGCUUUUUAAAUGUGAUCCUUUGGGCAGGUAACUGUUGGUUCAUCUACAAGGAGACUUCCUUCCACAAAGACCCCAACCCGCCUGCCACCGUGGAGGAAGGAGGGGCCCCGGGACCCUAAGCAUCUCUCAAGCAUGUCUGUAGUAAUAGUAAUAUUAUUAUUAUUAUUAACAUGUCACUGUACACAAAGCAGAAAUACUCUGCCCAACACUGGUUCUACAAAAAUAAGUUCUCAUUUGACUACGCAGCUUUUUUUAUUCUUACUAAUGAGGCCUUUUUUUCAUUUUACCUUUCAUUCAUUAUGCUGCAACUUUAUUGUUAAAAGACAAAGCAACAAAAAAACAUGACCUAGGAUGUGUACUCUGAUGUAGAAAUUUAACCUGCCCGUUCGCUUCCACAGAAGUACUGUAGUUUCUCUUAAGGACAAAAGAUCAAGUUGAUCUAUCAGCUUUUUAUUAAUUGACAACAAUAUUGACCAUUUUCAGCUGUGGUAUUAAUGGAGAUAAAAUUGUGUCUCUUUAUGCAACCAAAAAAAAGAGUUUGUCACAAAAAAUAUUAGCAAACAAAAUUUUUUAUUUUAUUUUAACAAAAAAGUUUUGGUUGCAAAUCCUUUUUUGGUUACCACUCAACUUUAAUCUUGUGGGCGGGGCCUUUUCUGUACAAUGCUAUGUUAGAAUCCUUUAUAUAGGUCAGCAUCGCUCACCUCUAAUCUUCGGUAUUUUCAAGCAAUGGGUUAAUGAGGCCUUAGUGAGUGUGUGGCACACUCACUGGCUGUAUUGACACUGAAUUGGUGUUUAAUAAUAGCUCAACCUGCCAUCUUCUCAAUUAUUAUGUUUGACCUGCAAAUAAAAUUCAUGAUUAGCAAAUAUUAUUUAUUCCUUUUUUUUAUUAUAUAAAAAUGAAUAGCUGUGCAACUCUGGUCAAUGAGCCAAAUGGUAACACUAAAAAGGAAUGUUUACCUUAUUUAGUGCUAAAGAUCAUAAUGAUCCCACACUUGGGAAUUAUUAUUUUUUCUUAGUCCAAUUUACAUUAAUAAUGGCGACAAAAACCGAUGACAAACAUGCCACUCCUCUGACUUUGUGCAGUGCGAUCUGUUGCUUGUGAGCAGAUAGAAGCGUUUUCAAACAAACACAGCACACACACAGCAGCUGUAUCGGUGACAUGUUUUUUUCCAUAAAGUGACGCACACAUCGAAGGAAACAGUAUCAGUCUUUGUGUCUCCUAAUGUAUCGAUGCUUUAGUAUCGUUUGACGCAUCACUUGUAUUUUCCCUCCAAACGUGAUGAGGGCGGAAGUAGUCAGCAGUCACGGCAUCAAACGUGAUGAGGGCGGAAGUAGUCAGCAGUCACGGCAUCAUACCAGACUGACAAAGAGCCUUGUAACAUUGUUCAGAGGAGGCCCCACCCACAAGAUUGAGUUUACGUUGUUUCCGUGAUUUUUGUUUGCGGAUGUUUUUUUUGUUUGUUUGCAUAAAACACAUUUCUCUCUAUAGGUAUAAAACUGAUAUGCAUGUCUGUAAAAAAGGUAUUUCAUGCAAAUCGUAAAAUAUAUGUGCAAAAAUUUGCAAAUAACCAAAGCAAUUCCUCCAAAUGUACUCAUUCACAUAAAUAUUUGUAAUUAACAUAAGUAUUUCCUUGUCUAAAGCAGGUCAACAAAGAGAAAGACUGCUGUGCUAAAAGAAAGCUACUUACUGCGUGCUAGCAUGUAAUCUGCAUGACGACUACUGCACCGGCCUGCUACCAAUAUGGAACAUGUUUUAUUUACAGACAAAAUAACUACUGACUUCUAGAUUUAUUAUAUUAGCAGCUAAUCAACACUCACACUGACACUAUUAGUACUGAUUAUUUUUAUAUCUUUAUUUUUGCAAGCGAAUGUACAUGUUUGUCCUUCAAGUUGUAAUAUGAAUUGGUAAGGUUGUUCCCUCUCGUGUAUUUAUAUGCAGCUUGAUCAGGAACAAAGCCUGCUGACUUUUGUCCAACCAAUUCUUUGUUUUUUAACAACAGUUUUACGUUUAGUUUGUUUUCCAUAUAUCAUCUUCUUAAUGCUAAUGCUAAUUGGAAAAAGUAAGGAAGUAUUUGAUGUGUACUAUUGACAAACUGCUAUGUGCUUGAUGGAGUGAUCACAAGUAAAAUGUGUUACUUCA
This is a messenger RNA of Entelurus aequoreus (snake pipefish), 2878 nucleotides long. RefSeq names its product synaptophysin-like 2a (gene sypl2a). Bases 147 to 857 code for a protein of 236 amino acids. The record is from RefSeq and is a predicted model, not a curated record. Gene Ontology annotation, cellular component: synaptic vesicle; synaptic vesicle membrane. The transcript has 6 exons. Lineage: Eukaryota; Metazoa; Chordata; Actinopteri; Syngnathiformes; Syngnathidae.